AUGGUAAUUGUGACGCAACCAGAUAGCGCUUGUGCCCAAAUUGCCACAGAUGGCAAGAAAAUAGAUUUAGUUAAAUUUAAAUUAUUAUUAGAAGAAACUAGGCAGUUAUAUUUAAGUCUCUACAGCUGGUAUUACAUGCCGAGCAGCCUACAUAAAGUGUUAAUGCAUGGUUGUGAUAUAAUUGAUUUUUUUGACCUCCCCAUAGAACUUCUUUCUGAAGAAGCUUUGGAAGCUACUCAUAAAAAUAUUAGAAACAGUCGAUUAUAUCACACACGAAAAACAAAUAGGAUACAUACGAAUCUAGACCUUAUCAAAUACUUAUUACUUAAUUCCGAUCCGUCAGUAUCAAAGCAUCGUAAAACUGCUUCCAAACAAUUGCAUGCUAAUUUGACUGAUACUAAAGCAUUUAUGGUAGAUGAUGCAGCUCCUUCUUUUACACAAUCUGAUCUGAAUAUUUUUUUUUUGGAAGAUUUGGAAUUGCAUGAGUAG
Psylliodes chrysocephalus is the source of this 489-nucleotide messenger RNA. NCBI's taxonomy places the organism in Eukaryota, Metazoa, Arthropoda, Insecta, Coleoptera, Chrysomelidae. The record is from the annotation of a GenBank genome assembly.